Striga asiatica is the source of this 417-nucleotide messenger RNA. The record is from the annotation of a GenBank genome assembly. Lineage: Eukaryota; Viridiplantae; Streptophyta; Magnoliopsida; Lamiales; Orobanchaceae.
AUGUACAUUAGCGAUGAGCGGGACAAAGGCCUAGAAUUCGUAAAUUGCGUACAAUCUCGUAAUCGCGCUUUGAAUGGUGCCUCUCUUUUAAAUCUCGAGACUUAUGGAGCGUUUGAUAACUAUAGGAAGUUCUUUACGGAUUCUAAUCAUCUCCCUGUUUCCAGAGAAACUCCUAUGAAUCUCGGCUCGUCGAUGGUGGAAUUGCAGAAUGAUCCUAGAUGUGCUAAUUUAUUGGGAUCCCCCUAUUCCCCUAGCCUGCCCGAAAGACCUUACAAUCGGCCCGAAUUUGGUAGCUCGCAGUUGAGUCCUCAAUUUUACAGAGCCAACGGGAAUGCAAAAUUUCCUAGUGCAACUCUGUGGAUGCUCAUUGCCUUCUCUCUUUCUGCAUCUUCCUAUUAUAUUCCAAAAAGAAAUUAA